CCUGUGCUCCCAGGGCUGACUGGGUCUUUCCUCCAGGUGCUCAAUCAGUGCUUCAGGCUGUGACUCAGCAGUUCCCAUACACAAAGCAAAUAAAUUCCACUGUCUGAACCAAGACAAAAAGUCAUCAUGGUUAUGCCUAGUUAGAGCAGUCUUGUUUCUUUGCUACAAAAAGUAGUUGUGAAGUAUUGCAAGUAUUUUCCUACAUCAGGCUAUGUAUUUCUCCAUGAGCAGGAUACUCUAUGAAGUUUAUUUUCAUCGUUUCAGAGGCUAUAGCAUAAACAUGAUAGCCCCCUUUAAAUGUUCCUGUUUUAUCUGGUUGCUUGGGACAACCCCUGUCAACAUCAGAACAACAACAUGUGGUCUUCAAAAAGCUGCAUACCUUGAGGGAAAAACUCGGUCAUGAUGGAACAGUCAGAUUCUGUGCAUCUCUACCCACCUGUAAGGAGGGGGACAUGUUUCUGCAUGUUUUCUUGGAAUGCUUUAUGCUUUUAUGGUCUGUACUUGUUUAUUUUUGGCCAUAUAUUACAAAUUAAAACAUAUUCUCUGAUAAUAGCUUUUCCUUCUGUUUUCUAUAUUGUUUUUCUAUUGUGAAAAAUGUUUACUGAUUUAAUAUUUAUAGAAAAUGGGAUAAGAAAGCUGACUAUAUAGAUGCGACAACCAUACUUAUCAUUUUAAUUUGACAUUGUGUUUUUAUUGUACCUUUGAAGCAAUGGCUUUAGAAAGGUGAAGAGCCUAUCGAAAAGGUAAUUAAAAUGAUUCUGAUGGGAGUUAAAAUGAAAGGGUUUCUCUUCACAAUACUAUGUUGCCAAUUAGACAAUUGAGCAAGUUAAGUGUUAGCUAGUUGAUAGAUAUUUCCAAGAUUAUUCUUACUGAUAUAGAACAGCACACAGUUCUGCAGAGCUGAAAAAGAGCUCGCAUCCCUAGUAUUUUAGAACUCAAGGUGUUUGUUGGUGUUUCCACGCCCCUUCCUCCACAUAACAUUUUAGAACUGAGAUUAAAGGUUUACCUAAAAUCUGUCCUCUCCUGGAGAUAUUUCAUUAUGAAGAGUUACCUCAGCAAAGUAUUAGUAUUGCUGCUAUACACAGUUGCACUACUAUUCUGGUUCUCAAGUGCAGUAUUCUUUCAUACACUCCCCUCAUAUAUAUAUAUAUAUUUCUCCACACCCCCUUUAUUGCUGUCAGUAAAGGGAUCUCUGUCUGUGGGAACUAGAUAUAGACAAGUAAACAUGGUCAUAUGUGAAUAACACAUUAACUCUGAAGUCCACCAUAUGCCUGUAGUACUUAAUAAUUCUCUGUUCACUUUUUGUUAAUACUGUAGCUUGUACUCAAUAUUAAAAUACACCUCAAAAACAUAGCAUAAUGUCAUUCCUCACAUAUAAAGCCUGCAGUUUUGUAAUUAAACAAGGAAAAAAUCUGAAGGAAUAAUGUUAUUAAAGCAACUGAAUCUCAAAAGUGAAAUAUUAGAUUAAUCAGAACUUUUGGUUGAAUCUUGUGAAUAUCACUCUCCCUUCCCUUUUUCCAAGAGGGAAGAAGGAAUUUAAAAUAGUCUUGUUUAUGUCAUCCAAUUUCAUAUUAAGUUUCAUGCAGUCUUUUAAAUGAGAAUAAAGUAAGCAGAAAAUAAGUAAGUCAAAACAAUGCAGAAAAGGUUAAGUCUAAUAACUUUUAGAGCUCUGAAUAGUAAAAAUCUUGUGAAGUCUUCAUGACUCUAUUAAGCCUGGUAUGCUUUUUAGAAAACAAAGUUGUACUGAGGCAACAUUUCUCCUACCUCUUACAUACAUGUCCACACAAGUAUUGAUUAAACCCAUACAAUGUGUACAAUACAAUAAUUCCUUACAAGAAAUAGUAUAGAAAGAAAUAUUUCACACCCAACUGUAGAACAUCAAAGGCAAGGUAUUCAAACUGCAAGCCCCUCUAAGGCCACUGAGGGCUCUAAUAAGCCUUAGUGACUCUGACCAGCCUCACCUGGAGCCUCCCCCACACCCUCAGGAGCUCUGUUUAAAUUCAGCCCUGAGCAAUCAGUUCCUGCUUAGGCUCUACUAGUGAAAUACUUCUUUCUUGUUUGCUUCUAGCCUGGUUAUCAUGUUACUGAUGCUGACCCCUAACUAAUGGGUGUAGUUUCCCAGCAUGAUGUUAGCUAGGUAGCUUCUCAUUGUUACAGGUCUGCCUAGAAACUAUCAGACCUGAUCUUCACCUACAGAGUGCUUUCCUGGUUUGACUUGGUGUCAGUCUCUUUGCCAUGGUACUGCCUUAUGAUAAGGGGUCUUGAUGGGGUCUGGCUAUCACUUCCUGGUCUGUUCUGUUUCGUUUGCUUUGGGUAUGGUGAGACUGGCUUCUCAGAGCUCUGUCCUGUGGUCUCUCUCUUCACUUGCGUUCUGUCAGUCAGCAGCCAGUAAGAAUUUAGCGAAUCAGUGUUCUAAUAUAUUGCAUAUUAACAGCGCUAAGUAAUGAAAUCCAACUUUCAGAUUAAUAUUGUCUAUAGUUUUACUAUAGUUUUACAAUAUUUACAUUUAAGUAAAUAUUACCUCUUUCAUAAUCUUUUUUUUUUUUUUUGUAAGACAAUAAUGUAUUUCUAUUGCAUGGGAUUCCUUGUAGUUUUGUUUAUGUGAAAACUUGCUUCUGGACCUAAGAAUUCGGAAACAAAUGUGCUAGUGAGCUACUGGAGCAAUGCUCUGCAGAAUACAAACUCUGGAGAUUAUUUCUAUAAAGUAAAAUGCUUUGUAUUUAUUAGUAGUUGAAAAUCAACAAAGUUAUAAAUUUCUACUCUAAGUGUAUGUUACAUUUUGUAAGACAUUCUGUGACAACUGAUCUAUGGAGCACGCCCAUUUUUCUUCCCAGAAAUUCCUGACAAUACUGCUUAAGUAAUUAUUUCCCAUGUCCAGCUAUGAAGGACAAGGUGCUCACACACCCACUUUGGCCUGUAGGCCAGCAAUAGCAUAGGCAGCCUUUGGUAAAAACUAUUAGUGGAUUUUAUGAAAGCUUUAUAUCCUGGAUGACCACAUUAACUUAGUUGACUAGCAGAUAGAAAUUUCCAUUUUCCUUCAGUAUGCCUCAUUUGGUUUUAUAGCAUCCAUGCAGUAGAGAUUUUUUUUACUCGUUUGAUGGCUGCUCGGCAUAAAAAAAAAAGUCAUUCAAAACUGUGGAUGUUCUCGGACUCCCUUUCUCUUAAACAGCACAGGCAACAGAUGGGAACUUGACAGGAUUGCUUGAAAAAGUACCUCCAUGCUUUGAUUACUAAUUAGAUAAAGGUAUCCUGAAAUUAUAUUUUGUGCGGUUAAAAAUAGAUGUGCUCUUGUCUUAAAGCCAUUCCAAAACACACCUGAACUGACAGGGUCCCAUUAAGUUCUGGUGUAGCUGACUGCAGUCUAUGGACACCUGUGGUACUAUGGUAUCUGCUUACAUCAGUUCUGCAUUUCACCACCAUGUGUUUGGAAUGGUGAGGACUGUAAAAAGUUAUUGUAUGAAAUACUGUGUCAAUAUUGUAUUGCUGCAGCUUGUACAUUCACAUUGAUUUGUCUUAUAAAAGAUGUUUAUAGCAGUAAUUAACACAAUCAGGUACAUGGCAUGUGUUUGAUCAUGCAUAGUUUAAAAAAAAAAAAAAGCCAUCUUGCUAAGAAUUGAUUUCUAGGAGAUAAUCCCAGACAGUGCUCUGAAAAUUAGAGUCAUAGGGAACAAGAAGCUGUGACAGUCUGACAGCGUCUGCCUGGAACACCAUACCUUGUUAGCAGGUGUUGGUACUGCUAGGAGAUUGUUGGAUGCAUUUUGCUAACACACUGAGCAGGUGGUUUAUCAUAAAAGAAAUGGGAGGUGUUCUUCCAAGCAAACAAUAUUUGUUGAGAAGUCCUGUAGUGAGAGUCCUGAGGGAGUAAUAAUGUGUAGAAUGAGGACUUGAGCUGAACCUUGUUUCUUGAUUGGCAAUGCUUUUUGGAGUCAGACUCAAGGAAACAGGUAAUUUUUGACAGUGCGGAUUGUUUAGACACAGUUUUAUAGCAAGGUGGAAAUGCACCUGUUCAGAAAAGCAAAAUUAAGUAAAUAUAUUCAAACAUGAACGUUGUGCAAACAGAAGAAAGCACUUGGAAUUGCUAAACUUCUUAUAUCUACAUGCUGGAUCUGUUUCAAAGCUUUUGAACUUCAUGAUUGUUAUCUCAAAUUGUUUGAAACUCUGGCUUUCUGGCACUCCCCAGCACUAACUGCAUGAAGCUACAACCUGUUUGACCUGCAGAGACAAAAUGCAACUCCAGGAUUUCUAGACCAUAGUAGACUGCAUCCUGUUGCAUCCUACUGCACCUCUGUAAGCUGAUGGUUGAGUGGACAGGAGAAAUGUUGUCAUUUCAAAGUGUAUUUUGGAACUGUACAAAUACUGGUGGUUUUUGAAGUACUUAAUUAUCCCCUUUCUAAUAUGAAGAAAUUACAUUUUCCAGCUUUGACAUGGAUUACAUAUAUUAAGCAUUAAGUGCCCAUGAUUAUCCAGGGAGUACAUUACUAGUAACCAGAAAGAUGAAAUGGGAGUUGUGCUCAAUAGUCUUUCUGUAAAAGAUAGGAUUGAUCUGAUUGCCUCUGUCAUUCUUCUGCUAUAAUACUGAGGUCAUAAAAGUGUGUAGCAUCCCUGCGUGGAAUGACUGUAGGAAAAAUAAAUAUUCAUAGAAAUUUGUAGAUUUCUGAGACAGCACAUUCAUUCCUAUCUCUAGUUGUUUCAUUUGUUUGUUUUGCCUAUUUCUUCAUUUUUGAAAUUCAUAAGAUGUUCUCCAUGCCCUAAAAGGUAUUUCUUACUGCUAGUUCUAUUUACAAUAAUUAUCCAGGCACGUGUUAUCUAAAGGGCAUCAAUGUUCAAUAUUUGAACUAGCUCAAUAUUUAAGCUGCAACUCUAUUUAAUGUUCUUAAUCAGGCAUAUGGGUAUUUCACACCCCAUUGGAACUGCCUACUAAAUUCUGUUAGCUCUAACAUUUCAGCUUGGAGGUGGGGAGUAGUGCCUAUUCUGAGUGAUUCAGAAUGUAGUUCACAUUUCAAAAAGUGAAUGUGAUCUGCUUCUGGGAAACAAUUUAAAGCCCAUUCUGGAGAUGAGAAAAAACAUUUGUGUGGUCAUAUUCUGGUAUUUGCUGGGAGGCUGUGCCAUAGGUGGCAAUUUCUCAGCUGAGAGCAGCACCUGUCUGCACCAGCCCUCCCAGAAAUCAGAAGGAUGAGCUGAAGUGAGGUGGCUGGAGCUGCCUCCUGGGGGCAUGGUUAUACUGAAAGGCUCCAGGUUUGCACAGAAGGUAUGACCAACAGCUGGGUAUAGCUUCCUGUCGCGCACUCUACCUGCUUAUAUAACUUAGCACAGGGGUAUGCCUUGACUUUGGGGCAGAGAGACCUGGUUUAGGGUACAGAAUGGGAACAUACAGCUGAAACAAAGGACCUGAUGAAGGCCCAAAGCAAGCUCUGACCUGGAGAUUAAGUGCAGUGCAAGCCUUUUGAAUUGCUUCAUCUGCAGCCCAUGGCAACAUCCCAAACAGCUCGAAUGGAAAGAGAACCAAACCUUUCCUACAAGCGUCCUGUAAUGGCUGUGAGAGAAACUAAGAAUGCUUAUGUGGAGACAGACUGGGGCUGCGUUGCCUCUGCUUCUGCAUGAAAUUUCUUUAAGUAAAAUGUAAGCCCACUCCUACAAACAGUGUCCAGCACAAGGAAUUAUGUGGAUUUCAAUGGGAUUAUGCAUUUGUGGACAGAAAUGGUACCCGUUUGUUUUUUGAUAAGCCUAACAAUGGUUUGAGCAGCAGAUAAGUGAUAUUUUCUGCAUAUUAUUAAAGCCACAAUAUAAAUUAUAAUUAAACCCAAUUUAAAAGACCAUAUCUGCGAUGAGUGUUGCUGUAGCUGUACAGUCUGCACAUCCACACUACGCAGGAGAGGUGUGACAUCUCCCCAGUGUUCCCUGAAGGGUUUGUUCUGGGGUCUUCUGUCCAUACAGCCCGGAGUCUACAAGAAGCCCACAGUCUGUUCCUAUUCACCCAUCAGCUUACUUUGCAGGAUGCUGAAGUAGGAGGGAAAAUAUAAAGCUGAUAACUCACAAUUACAUUUUCAACCAACGUGACACUCUUUGCAUCAUUUUAGCAAAUUUCUAUUUAUUGUCAGCUUUCUUUGUUGCUGGAUAUUAAAGACAAUAUUCUUCAAAAUCCUUGUGUGAUGAAUGCCCCUCCAUUUUGUUUAUUAUUAAUGAAGCAUUUAUCUCCCUAGGUCAUGUGCCUUAUGCUAGGCUCCACAACGUUUUAGAAAAUGACUGACUCUUUCUGAGCGGCCUACCGCCGUUCAGCACACGUGGGUUAUCGGGCCAAGUGGGAAGGAAAAAAAAUAAAUGUCUGACAACUGGUGGAAAUCAGCGCAGCUGCCUGGGUUGCAGCGGUGCAGAGACCCGAGCGUUCCGCCUUCUGGAACGCCGCUGCCGUUGCCCCGUCCUGCUCCCGUCCUCGAGCAGAGCGCGGGCCGCUCCCACUGCGAUCCGCGGGGGGGGUGGGGCCGUGCGCUGCGGGCUCUGACCCGGCCCCACGCCGCCCGCCCCGCUGCGGGCACCUCGCCGCGCCUCAGCCUCCGCCCCGCACGUACCUGCGUGUGGAGGGCCGCUUCUCCUCGCCCCGCCCGACCUCUCCAGGCGCUGCCCCCUCGCGGGGAAUGGUUUCUCCCGGCCUCCCAGCCGUACCCUCCCACUCCUCCUCCUGCUAGUGCCCAGCUCGGCGGGUGUCGGGGCGGAUGCUGCAUCCCGGGAGGGUUCCGCUGCACCGCUCGUGAGGCGCCGCCCGCCCCGCACCGCCUGCGGCGUCCCCUGGGAGGACCGCCGAGCGCCGUGCCCCCGCCCGACAGGCCUGACUCUACCAACAGCCUCAGUAAUGAAACAGUAACAGAUAACCAUGGAACUGCUCCUGUGACUUUGCAAUCGGAACUACCCUAUCAAAGCACAAUUAAAAGAAAAGUCAGAAAGAAGAAGAAUGGAGUCAUCACUGCAAAUGUUGCUGGCACAAAAUAUGAAAUUGUACGCAUUGUAAUACAAGAAAUGGGAUUCGUGAAAACUCGUGAUGAAGAUGAAACAGCUAAUCUUAUUUGGAGUGAUUCUGCUGUGCAACAGGAAAAGAUUGCUGAACUUCGGAACUAUCAGAGAAUCAACCAUUUUCCAGGAAUGGGAGAGAUCUGCAGAAAGGAUUUUCUGGCAAGAAACAUGACUAAAAUGAUCAAGUGCCAGCCUCAGGAGUAUACUUUUAUUCCUCGAACAUGGAUUUUCCCUGCAGAAUACACACAGUUUCAGAACUAUGUAAAAGAACUGAAGAAGAAACGUAGACAGAAAACUUUUAUAGUCAAACCAGCUAAUGGUGCAAUGGGGCAUGGGAUCUCUUUAAUAAGAAAUGGAGAAAAGUUACAAGCUCAGGAUCACUUGAUUGUUCAGGAAUAUCUUGACAAGCCAUUUCUUAUGGAAGGCUACAAGUUUGAUUUACGUGUAUAUAUUCUUGUAACUUCCUGCGAUCCAUUAAAAGUAUUUUUGUAUCAUGAUGGACUGGUGAGAAUGGGCACAGAAAAGUAUCAUCCUCCCAGUGACUCAAAUUUGAGCCAACUGUAUAUGCAUCUGACCAACUACUCUGUGAAUAAACAUAAUGAACACUUUGAACGGGAUGAAACAGAAGACAAAGGAAGCAAACGCUCCAUAAAAUGGUUUACUGAGUUUCUAGAAACAAAUAAUCUUGAUGUCUCCAAAUUCUGGAAUGAUAUUUCAGAGUUAGUAGUGAAGACUCUCAUAGUUGCAGAGCCACAUGUUCUUCAUGCUUAUCGCAUGUGCAGGCCAGGGCAAGCACCAGGAAGUGACAGUGUCUGCUUUGAAGUCCUGGGAUUUGAUAUUCUGCUGGACAGAAAACUAAAACCAUGGCUUCUAGAGAUUAAUCGUGCCCCAAGCUUUGGAACUGACCAGAAAAUAGACCAUGAUGUAAAAAAGGGUGUUCUGUUAAAUGCGUUAAAGCUUCUCAACAUAAGGACAAGUGAUAAAAGGAGAAAUUUAGCCCAGCAGAAAGCUGAAGCUCAAAAAAGACUGUACGGUCAAGGCUCUAUGAAAAGGCUGUUGCCAGGUUCUUCAGAUUGGGAAAAGCAACGUCACUCACUGGAAAGGAGAAAAGAAGAACUGAAGGAAAGACUUGCACAAGUACGCAAACAGAUUUCCAAAGAAGAGCAUGAAAAUAGGCACAUGGGGAACUACAGGCGAAUUUACCCUCCUGAUGAUAAAUCAUUACUUGAAAAGUAUGAGAGUUUGUUAGCCACUGCUUUCCAGACAUUUCUUGCUGGGAGAGCUGCUUCACUUCAGCGGGAAAUGAAUAACCCUUUAAAAAGAAUGAAGGAGGAGGACAUUUUGGAUCUUCUGGAGCAGUGUGAAAUAGAUGAUGAAAAACUAAUGGGAAAAUGCACCAGACAGCGAGGACCUAAGCCCUUGUGUUCUAUGCCAGAAAUUGCACAGCCUUUAAGAAAAUUUAAGAACUACACUAGUGAUAGCAGCUGUGAUAGUGGUAGCAGUAUGUCAGAGUCAGGAGACGAAACUGAAAAGGAAGAUCACAAUGAGAAAAAAGAGAAAAAAGUAUCAUAUGAUUUUGAAGAAAAUAAAUAUAAACCUUUGGAAAGAUCAGGUAGAAUGAACCUGAAACCUUUGAUUAAAAAUACAAAAUCUCCAUCGUAUUCAUCCUCCUCAUCAUCUGCAGGACCAAUAAGACGUUCAGUAAGCUGCCCUCGUUCGAUAUCAAUAUUGUCUAUGCAGUCACAUGCAGCUGAGCAACGUCCCUUCUCUGCCAAAGCAUCUCUGCAAAUCCAGCGUGCAUCCUCAGUGAAUAGGUCUCGUUCUUUAAAUUGCAGCCCGUCUUCAUCCAGAGUCUGUCAGACAUCCAGCUUGGGAACUAUGAACAGUUCAGGGAGUGAGUCCUUACGGCAGCAGAAACCUAAAGAGCAAGAAGUUGCUUUGACAAAAGAGACUCUACUCAUUUUCAAUGACCUGAGAAUGAAGUUUCCAGGAAAAACAGACGAAGAAUCAGAAUUAAUUAUAGAAGAAAUAAUGGAUAAUUGGAAGUACCAUAAAACAAAAGUGGCAUCAUAUUGGUUAGUAAAACUGGAUUCUGUAAAGCAACGAAAAGUUUUGGAUAUAGUUAAGACAACUGUUCGUGCGGUCCUCCAGCACGUCUGGAAGGCUCCAGACAUUGAAAAUCUACAUCUGUACUGUCUCUUUAACCGUGUAUUUAAUCGUUUACUUUGGAGCCAUGGUCAAGGUCUGUGGAACUGUUUCUGUAAUUCAGGCAGGAACUCCUGGGAAACCAUAUUCAGUAAAAGCACAGAGGUGGUGACUCCUGAGCAACUCCAGUGUUGCCAACGAAUAGUGCAGCUUUGUAAGCACUGCCUGCUAGUGGUGUACAAAUAUUCAUCAGACUCAAGAGGAUCCCUGACUGGAAUUAGUCCUAGCUGGGAUGAUACAAGGUGUUUAUUGCCAGGACCAUCACAGUUCAUCAUGAAAUCAUCCUCGUCCAACCUCAGCUGCAGCUCAUCUGGAAUGCCUCGCCCUAACAUUUUGUUCACUCGCAGAUACAGUCACUUGUGAAGGAAAAGAAAAAUUACUUUUCGUUGUAAAUAAUGGCACUCCAUUUUUAUUUUCAAAUUAAAUUUGUGAUGGAGAUAAAUACAAGCACUACUAUAUAUUUACUACCAUAUUAUGAUAACAUUUAGCUUAAAACUUACUGUAAAAGCAAAGCUUUUCUGGAAGCAUAAUAAACCUUGUUAAGUUGUUUACACACGUGUAUGUGUAGAUCUUGCUAGGUUUAAGUAAUUCCUUCCUACUAGAAAUGUUAUUUUUGCUGCAGAAUAUAUGACGGAGUUGAUCUUGAAGAUCCUAUUACAGUGCUACAUUAUUUUCUACAUAUGAUACUUUUGAGUUGAAUAUUAUUUAUUGUAAAGUAUGCUAUUUAUUGUCUCAAAUGUAAGACGAGAUCCUUUAAAAAGACAGAUGAAUAAAAAAACUGUAUUAGAACAAUAAAACUGUAAUUAUUAUUAAAAAUAACCUUACUAUUUCUUGGACAUGUUUAAGAUAAUACCCAAAACUCUGUAAGCCAAACAUUUAUCCUCUGAAAUUACAGGCUCUGCUUAAAGCUGUUACUUUUCUUAAAGGAUGUGGCAUAGUAUGUUUUAGAAAAAGUUAAGAUAUUCUGCAUGCAAACAGUAAAAAUACCAGUUCAGGCAUUCAGUUUCUAAUUGGAUUUUUGUAGUACUAAAGAAGCCAAUAUUUGUUAUCAGGCUUUCAUUCACAAUAACUGUGGCCUGUGCCCUUGGGAGCAAGCAUUCACCUACAGCUUGUACAAGCAUGCAUAGUGUGUAUUUUUUCUGUUUUACUGCACAAGUGGUAAAGCAUACAUUUUUAGGAAAUACUGCAGCUAUAAUAUAUUAUUUCAAUCUUAUACUAAUUGGUUUGCUGUAGUUUUUAGCAUACAAUUCAAUACAUACCGCAGAAUGUAUAUGCUUAACUAGACAGUAUCUUCUAGACUUGUGGCACCUUCAAAUUUUGGAAAUAUAAUUCAUCAGAAAGCUCUCAUUCAGAUUCAGCUUCCUGGGCCUGGCUGAAGGGCACUAAAAGAAACUGAGUCAGAGCAUGGACAUAGAAUUAACAGGACAUGCAACCAGAAAACAUCAUUCAGGUUUUCUACAUAGACCCAUUCGUCUUAUUCAGCAUUCUGCCAUAUAAGCCUUAUUCAUUUAUGUAAGUAAUUAUUUAAAAUGAGUUAAUCUAGAUUUAAAAAUGAAUUAAAAUUUUUAACUAAUUAAAGAACAAAGUAAGAGGUACUUACCAAAGAUGUGUUUACUUUCCAAUAAUGUAAACUGCAAAUGUGUUUGUAAAUUACCAAUGAAGUUUAUGUAGGUUGCUCUGAAAGUAAUGCCUCCUAUUUAUUUCCAUGGAAACUGCAACAGAUGCAAAAAGCACAAUAAUGCUAUUGAUAGAGAAAAUUUUUCAGCUACAAAACAUCGUUUUUUAAUGUAGUCACCACCAUUAGUUAUUCAUUUUCACCGGUGAUAAAAACGAAUGUCACACUCAUAGAAGUCUGCAUGGCUGUCCAGAACAUGGCUUGUCUUUCAUGUUGCUGCCACCACUGCUGAAAUGCACCACUCAUUGCCUCGCUGUUCGCACAUCUGCUGUUCAGUGUCCAUAAAUGUAAGGGCUGAUGAAUGUCAGCGGGAGCCAAUUCAAUGACACACCUUUGCUUCAUCUGCACUUUCAUGUCAGACACCAUUCUGUCAGAGAGCAACAAAAUGUAACAGAAUACUAGUGGGAAGGUUCAACCUCUACUGCCAUCCCACUACCACCCAACUCUGAUAUCACGGCCAACAUCAUAAAAUAGGAGGCAUUACAUUUGGAGCAGCCCUCGUAAGUAUACACUAAAAAAUAAUUGGGGGGGGGGGAGAGGGAAGGAAGUAGUCAUCAGGAGCAAGUAUCAUAGAGCUUUUUGAAUAUCCAGAGAUUUAAGAGCUAUUUAAGAGACUUAAGAGUUGUCUGGAAUUUAAUGUUUUAAACCUUAGUCAUAGCAUGUAUAUCAAGUUGGGAAUUUUGGUAGGAUUUUUGGUGCCUGUGCUGUUGUCCAUCAGUUCUAGAACUGCAGGAUACAACAUAGCAAAAAUAUUUGUAAACAAUUAACAAACCUCUGAGAUAAGCCAGAUACAGUCUUCUCGUCUGGUAAAAAAUCUUUCAUCUUCAUGGUAAUACUAGUUUAGUAAUAUAGCAUAUUCACAAUAAUUGUAUAUCUCUUUAGAUCCAUACAGUGACUACUGAUAAAGCAUACUGUGGUUAUCUGUAACACACAAUAAAAGGUGUGCAUUCUCUCUUCCUGAA
Messenger RNA from Numida meleagris (helmeted guineafowl), 11847 nucleotides. It is a transcript of the gene TTLL7, whose product is annotated as tubulin tyrosine ligase like 7. Lineage: Eukaryota; Metazoa; Chordata; Aves; Galliformes; Numididae. The record is from RefSeq and is a predicted model, not a curated record. Gene Ontology annotation, biological process: microtubule cytoskeleton organization; protein polyglutamylation. Gene Ontology annotation, molecular function: tubulin-glutamic acid ligase activity; tubulin binding. The transcript has 21 exons. Bases 6319 to 9573 code for a protein of 1084 amino acids. Gene Ontology annotation, cellular component: cilium.